UGAAAAGCGAUUUCUGAUCAUGUGAUUGUUUACAUGGAAAAUGGCCGCCACGGGAGAAGAGGCAGCUGCGAUGGAUAGCAUAUCCACAGCCCCGAUUCCUCCAUCUGCAUUGAAUUUAAAAACGGAUCCAGAUUCUCGUUCAGAAAAUGCAAACGUUGAAGGUGUCACUGAAAAUCAGCCUCCUGUCUCCAAAAAGAGCAGCAGCAACAAUGAUGGGAGUGUGGAAACUGCAGAGGAAGCUGUGGAACCAGCAGAGCCUGACAUCGACGAGCUCUGCACAGAUAUGUUUGAUAAAAUGGCCGUCUUUCUACAAGGCGAGCUAACAGCUACCUGUGAGGAUUACAAACUCUUGGAAAACAUGAACAAACUCACCAGCUUGAAGUACAUGGAGAUGAAAGACAUAUCGAUAAACAUCAGCCGCAACCUGCAGGAUCUCAAUCAGAAAUAUGCCAGCUUGCAACCCUAUCUCGACCAGAUCAACCAGAUCGAGGAACAAGUGACGGCGCUUGAACAGGCAGCCUACAAAAUGGACACCUACUCCAAAAAGCUAGAGGCAAAGUUCAAAAAGCUGGAGAAGCGUUGAGAAGAGGAUGGAGGAUGAGGAAGAGGAUGCUCUGUUGGACUAUGAGAACCCCUGAGCGAGUGUAUGGUGGGGUCUGUUGCUGUCAGCCUGCUUCUAGAUUUAGGGACAUUGGUUUGCCGUGGGAAUUGCUCUCCCUCCCUCCCUCUCUCUCUGACAUUAAUGCACUCUGUCUGAAUGCCCGAACAAUGAGGAGUGUGGGAUGAAACCUAUAUCAUGAUUCCCAUAUCAGUCCUCUGAUUCUGCACCCACAACUACCCUUAUGGAAGGAGACGUCCUUGGUGGAAAAGAUUACUCAAGGAGAGCAUGCAGAAUAUGCUGCAUCUCGUCAAGGAAGUGAAAUGUAGCUUAAGUAUCUUCCAACUGUGUCAUUCAUUUUGUUAUAGUUGGAUAUGCAUUCCACAAAAUCACUUGAGUUAUGCAAGAAAAUAUGUUGUGUUUCUUGACAUGCGUGUCCUGAGAAAAUCGGCAGUGUCUCUUUAACAGCUUUGAAUUCGUUGAUGUAUUCCUGCUCCAAAGGUUGUAUUGAUCCAGCCUGCAUGAACGCACAUCCCCUCCUGAGCUUGUUUGGAUCACCACUGCUCAUUUAUACUGGGUACAAAGCCCCACCUAAAUUAGAAGUUUCAAAAAUGUGGUAUAUUAAAGCAUGUCAAGCCCCUGGAACAGCUGGUUCCAGGGGCUUGACAUGCUUUAAUAUACCACAUUUUUCACAGAUGCUCGCGUGCUAACCAAGAUGAUCGCGUGCUAACCAAGAUGAUCGCGUGCUAACCAAGAUGAUCGCGUGCUAACCAAGAUGAUCGCGUGCUAACCAAGAUGAUCGCGUGCUAACCAAGAUGAUCGCGUGCUAACCAAGAUGAUCGCGUGCUAACCAAGAUGAUAGCGUGCUAACCAAGAUGAUAGCUGCGUCUGGAGGGAGGCCCACCUUAAAGUAAAUUUCCUGGCCCUCAUGUACCUCUCUUCUGUUUUGCUCGUUGGUUAGUGAUUUCAAAAUCUGCUGAUGUUGGAAGUAUGUAAGAACCCUAACCCUAACCUACCGGUACCAAAUGUUGAUCUGGUGUGUUGACGCCGGGCCUAAACGGUUUUGUUUUCUA
Messenger RNA from Clupea harengus (Atlantic herring), 1671 nucleotides. RefSeq names its product biogenesis of lysosomal organelles complex 1 subunit 2 (gene bloc1s2). Gene Ontology annotation, cellular component: BORC complex; gamma-tubulin complex; BLOC-1 complex. NCBI's taxonomy places the organism in Eukaryota, Metazoa, Chordata, Actinopteri, Clupeiformes, Clupeidae. Gene Ontology annotation, biological process: endosomal transport; lysosome localization. The record is from RefSeq and is a predicted model, not a curated record. Gene Ontology annotation, molecular function: gamma-tubulin binding.